Sciurus carolinensis (gray squirrel) is the source of this 4636-nucleotide messenger RNA. It is a transcript of the gene Nfia, whose product is annotated as nuclear factor I A. The transcript is spliced from 11 exons. Gene Ontology annotation, molecular function: RNA polymerase II cis-regulatory region sequence-specific DNA binding; DNA-binding transcription factor activity, RNA polymerase II-specific. NCBI's taxonomy places the organism in Eukaryota, Metazoa, Chordata, Mammalia, Rodentia, Sciuridae. The record is from RefSeq and is a predicted model, not a curated record. Gene Ontology annotation, cellular component: nucleus. The coding region runs from base 530 to 2059 and encodes 509 amino acids. Gene Ontology annotation, biological process: regulation of transcription by RNA polymerase II.
AGCUAGGGGGAGAGCGAGGGAGCGAGCGAGCGGGCGGGCAGCGCGAGCGGCCGCGGAGGCUGGGGACCGGGCUGGCCGCGCGGCGCCGCAGCCGCCCCCUCCCCCACGUCCCCCCACCGCCGGCGGCGGCGCGAGCGGGCGGCGGCUGUGCGGUGCGGUGCAGAGCGGAGGCGGAGGCGGGCGCGCGGGCAGCUCGCGGGCACCCGGCCGGGCCGGCGCGGGAGCGGGAAAGGGUGCGCUAUGCCUUUAACGCCCGCGUACAGUAGACAUGUAUAGUGGAGUGUAGGGAAACUCUAGGCGGGGUUAAAGUUCAGCUCAUGGAGCGGCAAUAGCGCUGGCUGGCUGCAGUUGAGCCGAGUUGGAAAUGUGAACGCAAGAAGCAGGCUUGAUUUUUUUUUCUCCCCCCUUCUCUCUCUCUCUCCCUCUCCCUCUCUUUUCCUCUCUCCCUCUUUCUCCUCUCUCACCCACAUUCACGCACACCUCCAACCGCACACCCAGACGCACACGCACACCACACCGCCCGGCAGUUAUGUAUUCUCCGCUCUGUCUCACCCAGGAUGAAUUUCAUCCUUUCAUCGAAGCACUUCUGCCUCACGUCCGAGCCUUCGCCUAUACGUGGUUCAACCUGCAGGCCCGAAAACGAAAAUACUUCAAAAAACAUGAAAAGCGUAUGUCAAAAGAAGAAGAGAGAGCCGUGAAGGAUGAAUUGCUAAGUGAAAAACCAGAGGUCAAGCAGAAGUGGGCAUCUCGACUUCUGGCAAAGUUACGGAAAGAUAUCCGACCUGAGUAUCGAGAGGAUUUUGUUCUUACAGUUACAGGGAAAAAACCUCCAUGUUGUGUUCUUUCCAACCCAGACCAGAAAGGCAAGAUGCGAAGAAUUGACUGCCUCCGCCAGGCAGAUAAAGUCUGGAGGUUGGACCUUGUUAUGGUGAUCUUGUUUAAAGGUAUUCCGCUGGAAAGUACUGAUGGCGAGCGCCUUGUAAAGUCCCCACAAUGCUCUAAUCCAGGGCUCUGUGUCCAACCCCAUCACAUAGGGGUUUCUGUUAAGGAACUCGAUUUAUAUUUGGCAUACUUUGUGCAUGCAGCAGAUUCGAGUCAAUCUGAAAGUCCCAGCCAGCCAAGUGAUGCUGACAUUAAGGAACAGCCAGAAAAUGGACAUUUGGGCUUCCAGGACAGUUUUGUCACAUCAGGUGUUUUCAGUGUGACUGAGCUAGUAAGAGUGUCACAGACACCAAUAGCUGCAGGAACUGGCCCCAAUUUUUCUCUCUCAGAUUUGGAAAGUUCUUCAUACUACAGCAUGAGUCCAGGAGCAAUGAGGAGGUCUUUACCCAGCACAUCCUCUACGAGCUCCACGAAGCGCCUGAAGUCUGUGGAGGAUGAGAUGGACAGUCCUGGUGAGGAGCCAUUCUACACAGGCCAAGGACGCUCCCCAGGCAGCGGCAGCCAGUCCAGCGGGUGGCAUGAAGUGGAGCCAGGAAUGCCAUCUCCAACUACGCUGAAGAAGUCGGAGAAGUCUGGUUUCAGCAGCCCCUCCCCGUCGCAGACCUCCUCCCUGGGAACGGCAUUCACACAGCAUCACCGACCGGUCAUUACAGGACCCAGAGCAAGUCCGCAUGCAACACCAUCGACUCUUCAUUUUCCAACAUCACCCAUCAUCCAGCAGCCUGGGCCUUACUUCUCACACCCAGCCAUCCGCUACCAUCCUCAGGAGACGCUGAAAGAGUUUGUCCAACUUGUCUGCCCUGAUGCUGGUCAGCAAGCUGGACAGGUGGGGUUCCUCAAUCCCAAUGGGAGCAGCCAAGGCAAGGUGCACAACCCAUUCCUUCCCACCCCAAUGUUGCCGCCACCACCGCCACCACCGAUGGCCAGGCCUGUGCCUCUGCCGGUGCCAGACACGAAGCCUCCAACCACGUCAGCAGAAGGAGGUGCAGCCUCCCCCACCUCACCAACCUACUCGACACCCAGCACCUCCCCCGCAAACCGAUUCGUCAGUGUUGGACCACGGGAUCCAAGCUUUGUAAAUAUCCCUCAACAGACACAGUCCUGGUACCUGGGAUAAAAGUUGCAGCGUCCCACCAUCCACCAGACAGACCACCUGACCCCUUCUCAACUCUGUAACAUGGACGCAACCUCAACCCAGCGCGGUUACAACUUCACUGUCAGUGGAAGGGGAGAAAAACCGAUUCAAAUCAACUUGUACAUGGAAACAGCAAGCAUUAUGGUCAAACAGCAAAGGCCAUAACCUUUCGGGAUUUUUUUUUAAAUACUUUAGGGACUGUUGUAAUUUCUCAUAUGGUGCUGGAAAUGGUUGGGCUUUGUAACAUUUGGAGUGUUUCCGUGGUAGCGUGAGCAUUAGGUGAUGUGGCUAGCGGAGGACUACCCUUGCUCACUGACUUCCUGCUGUAACACACUUUCCUUACGGAGCCUGGCUGUUUCACAGUAUUUCAUGAAUUUACCCACACAGGUGUGAUCCUUCUUGAGCAUUCAAGAGGCACAUGGAGAACUAAAUCUUUUGUAGUAGCUGAGAUCUGCAAUAUAUAACUUACGGGACAGUCAAAGGGCAAUGUUUUUCUGUAACAUAUUGGAAAAAGAAAAUGCAGUUAUGUUCCUUUUUUAUUUUUCUUUUAGUUCGGUUUGGUUCAGCAGUCAGCAGUUAAGUAUAUAACAUGGCCCGCAAGGACAAUGAAUCCACUCACGUUGCAGAACAAUUCCGAAAAUGGCAAACUACUACUACUAUUCAGUUUUUUAAAAGUUUUGAAAUGCUGCACUUACAUUAAAAACAACAACAACAUUUUUUCAACAAUUUCAACAAUGACACAAAAAUUCACACGGAAAUGGGGAAGAUGGUCUGUGUUGACAGAAACUGACAGGAAUCAAUCAAAACAAUCGAAUUUUGAAUUGAGUAAAGUGCAAUUUCAUUGGAUAGCUAAAUAUCUUUGUAAGAUAGAGAUUGUUGAAAAUUCUAUUUUUGUUUUUCAAGUCCUUCCACCCCAGGACUCUAAAUUAUUGGGGUAAAAAACAGCCUUGCAAGAAAAGGGGAGCUAUUUUUGCUUUUUAUGUUUUUUAUUGUUAAACUUGUAUCCCUUUAAAAACUGAAGGAAAAUUUAAAAAAAAAAAACAAAAAAACAAAUCUAAUGGUGCUUUUACCACAAUAUGUUAACUACAUUAAAUGCUAAUUAAUUAUUUUCUGUUAUCAAAGCACAUAACUAAAAUGAAAUCAUGGUAUCUGUUAAUUUUAUAAGCUAGAAGUCAUUAUAAUGAAUUAUGCCAAUUCUGAAGAUUUUUACAUGUAUCUGGCAACAUAGGAUUUAUCAGUUAUCAGACACCUCAUUGUACCAGAGAUUGUCCAGAAGUUUUAAAGACCUUUGCGUCCCUGAACUGGGCUAUGGGAAAAAAAUAAUAAUAAUAAUAAUAAUAAAACCAAUACUGACACAAAUGCUGGUGCCCAUUCAGAUCAAGGGUACUUGUUAGGGAAAAACGAACAAACAAAAAAGUUUGCACCCCCAAAUGUCCUGUAUCUUAUGUAAAAAGAAAAAAAAAGAGAAAAAAAAAGAAACAAACAAACAAAAACAAAAAAAAGUGCAAGUGAUUUUUCUACCAGACAGCGAAGCACCCCUUUGCUUCCCAUGCAACUUCAAGAAGGUUUCCUAAACUAUACAUAUAUAAACGUUCUGGUUGGCAGCCCUGCUGAUCAGAGGAAGUCUCUGCAUGUUCUAGUGUUAGUAACUAAUUUUUAUAUAGUUAAUGUAGGAUAAAGUAGAGUGCAUUAAGACACAAUAUUGUAACCCUCCUCUAGGCACUUGCCUUUAAACUUUGUUUUCAGCCCUUCAGAAGGGUUCUACUACUGUCCUAUACAAUCAAGUAACUGAAAUUCUUGGGAAGACACUUUGCUCCUCAUCUUCCCCCCCCCCAACAAUGUUGUUUUGUUUUGUUUUUUUUCCUUAAUUUGCACGAAAACAAAAAUUCCAUAUCAAUGUGCCUUGCCCUGGAUAGCGAUUAUUUGUGGAAUUGUUGCACAUGCUCCUCUAUUGAAAGGGGUUUUUCCCUCGUCAAGCAUUUGGAGACACUUUUUGUAAAUGUGACUUUUAUGUCAGCCAUCGUCAGUUUCAACAUCUAGAACUCAAUAGAAAGUCAGUUGUCCCGCAGAUAGGAGUAGUCGUUAUUGUCCUGUGUGGUCAGUGGCAGUGCAUUGCUGAGAUCUGUAGAUGCUUAGAAUGUCAGUAUUUUGGAUGUUGCUGCAUUUUACAAUUUAUUUGGAGUCUUCCUUAUUUUCCCCCCAGAUAUAUGAAAAUAUGCAAUACCUGCUUAUAUCAUGUAGAAAAGCUUAGCAAUUAUUAAUUUUUCUUUUUCUUUUUUUUUCUUUUUUUUUUUUUUUUUUUUUAUUUGACCAAAGUCGGUGCUGCACUUGACGCAGUGUGUUUUAGGUGUUUGUCUUUGUACUUUUCGUGAUUUUUGAAUGCACGUGCGCAGGAAGGGCUCCUCUUAGAGAAGCAGUCAAACUGUGAAGCACUAAGCUGACCCUGCUUCAAGCAAUUUUGUUUUUACAACUGUUCCUUUCACAAGCAAGCCUUAAAAAGAAAAAAAAAAAAAGACAACUUCCUUUUUCUUCAGCUCCCACACCCCAUUUUUCUUAGCA